Messenger RNA from Rosa chinensis, 1356 nucleotides. Its product is annotated as protein ALP1-like. The record is from RefSeq and is a predicted model, not a curated record. The coding region runs from base 107 to 1186 and encodes 359 amino acids. NCBI's taxonomy places the organism in Eukaryota, Viridiplantae, Streptophyta, Magnoliopsida, Rosales, Rosaceae. The transcript is spliced from 3 exons.
ACAAGCAGUGAUUUAUGUGUUAUACGAACUUGUGUUCAGCAUACGUGGUGAACAUAUUAGACGUCCGCUGACUCGUCGACCAGUGACAUCAAGUGGAUACAUAUAUAUGCACAACAUAUUGGACAGAGACCCUCAAAUCUUUAGAGAUGUGUAUAGAAUGUAUCCUGACGUGUUUCGAAAAUUAUGUAGCAUCCUAAAAGCGAAAACACCUUUACGGGAUACAAGACACAUUUGUGUUGAAGAAAUGCUUGCAACCUUUUUACUAGUUGUCGGCCAAAAUAAUCGAUACAGUGAAGCUCGGCUGAUAUUUGAGCGAUCUCAUUUUGCUGUUAGCAGAAGUUUCAACAAAGUCUUGAAGGCCUUGAAUACAAUAGCACCACAGUUUAUGGCUAAACCUGAAUCCAUACCACCUAACAUAAGAGAAAGUACAAGGUUCUAUCCUUACUUUAAGGAUUGUGUCGGAGCUAUAGAUGGCACGCAUAUUCCUGCAACGGUAGUUGGACGUGAGGUAAGCAGAUAUCGAAAUCGCCAUGGGAAGAUAUCACAAAAUGUAUUAGCAGCUUGUAACUUUGAUUUACAGUUCAUAUAUGUGAUUAGUGGAUGGGAGGGUUCCGCUCAUGAUUCAAAAGUGUUGAAUGAUGCGAUUUCUAGACGAAAUGGACUCAAAGUGCCACCAGGUAAAUAUUACUUAGGGGACUGCGGAUUCCCAAAUCGACGUCGGUUCCUAGCUCCAUUUCGAGGUACUCGAUAUCACCUCAAAGAUUUUGGUGGUGAAGGAAAUCAUCCUGUCAAUGCAAUUGAGUUAUUCAAUCUUCGCCAUGCUUCCUUGAGGAACGUAAUUGAGAGAAUAUUUGGAAUAUUUAAGUCGCGUUUCACAAUCUUCAAAUCAGCACCACCAUUUUUAUAUAAGACACAAGCAGAACUAGUUUUGGCUUGUGCAGGACUGCACAAUUUUCUUCGACAGGAAUGUCGUUCAGAUGAAUUUCCUCCUGAACCAGAAGAAGAUCCGAUAGACAAUCACGAAGAUAAUUUUGAAUGGGAUGAUUUUCAAACCCAAGAUCAGCAAAGAGAGAAUGCUAAUGAAUGGAGAAUGAGUAUUGCUACUCAUAUGUGGACAGAUGCCCAACCAAAUGCCAACAAUGAAAACAAUGACAAUCAAGAAAGUGAAAAUGAGGGAGAAGAAUAAAUCAUAUCAUUAUUUCAAAGACGUCUGCUUAUUUGGCAUGAAACUUCAUCAAUGUGUUUUUUUUUCCCUUCUCUUUUUUGGAUAUCUUUUGGUUUGGUUGAUUAUAUUUGGAGGCUUUUCCUUUAUUUUCUUAUAUGUUUGUUUCAUGACAUUAUUUGAGCUUCUCUGAU